Dioscorea cayenensis subsp. rotundata (Guinea yam) is the source of this 1736-nucleotide messenger RNA. Its product is annotated as protein trichome berefringence-like 7. NCBI's taxonomy places the organism in Eukaryota, Viridiplantae, Streptophyta, Magnoliopsida, Dioscoreales, Dioscoreaceae. The record is from RefSeq and is a predicted model, not a curated record. Gene Ontology annotation, cellular component: Golgi apparatus. Gene Ontology annotation, molecular function: O-acetyltransferase activity. Bases 270 to 1514 code for a protein of 414 amino acids. The transcript is spliced from 4 exons.
UUAUCGAUUCCUUACUUUCAAAUGUUCGAACAUUUUCGUUGAGUUUUUCAUCGAUAAAGAUCCAAUUCAUCCUCAAAAGAAGCGAUUUUCUUCGAAAUUUUGUUCAAUUUGAGGUGGAAUUCAUAUUUCGAUCGAGUGUUUGCCAGAAUGCGAUGAUAAUUCGAAGGAUUUCUUUUGAUUUCUCCAAGAAAAGCGCGGAUUUUUAAACCCUAGAUCCAUGCUUCUUUAAUUUUAAUGGGAAGUGUAGACGAAGAGAAGGAGCGAUCUUGAUGGUUUCGUCGGCGGCGUGGAGCUUCAGCCGGAGCUCGUCGGCGCGAUUAUCCACCAGAACCACGAGUUUCAACAGUCAUCGCAAAUGGUUUCCCUCUGCCGCUGCUUCCUCGCUAAGCUUGAUCGCCAUCGUCUUCUUGUUCUCCUCCCUUGUCUGCGCCUUCUACUUGUUCACUGUCUGGCGGAUCCCAGCUCCCGACCCUGAGUUCUUCUCCGGCGCCGGGCAGUAUUGUGACGUCUUCGCUGGGAGUUGGAUCCUGGACGAUGCCUACCCGAUUUACAACAGCUCCGAGUGCCCCUUCGCUGAGCGUGGUUUCAAUUGCCUCGGUAAUGGCCGGAAUGACACCGGUUACUUGCGGUGGCGUUGGAAGCCUAGCAGUUGUGACAUCCCGAGAUUCGAUGCUCGGGAGGCUUUGCGGAGAUUGAGGGGCAAAAGGAUUGUUUUUGUUGGGGAUUCGAUGAGCAGGACGCAGUGGGAGUCAUUUAUUUGCAUGCUGAUGACUGGAGUGGAUGAUAAACAGAGUGUGUAUGAGGUGAAUGGGAAUCAGAUCUCGAAGACGAUAGGGUUCUUAGGAGUGAAGUUUGGGGGCUUUAAUUUGAGUGUGGAGUUCUUCCGGUCUGUGUUUCUUGUGCAGCAGGGAUUGCCGCCAAAGCAGGGACCUAGGAGAGUUCGGUCCACGCUGAAGUUAGACACGCUGGAUGUGAUGAACAAGAGAUGGAUGAAUUCAGAUGUUCUUGUAUUCAAUACCGGGCAUUGGUGGACGGCUACUAAACUGUUUGAAAUUGGAUGCUAUUUUCAGUUUGGCGGAUUGUUGAAGCUUGGAUUACCUGUCACUGCUGCCUUCAAGAUGGCGCUUGAAACUUGGGCUUCCUGGGUUGAGACAUCAGUCAACACAAAUAGAACGCAUGUAUUUUUGCGGACUUUUGAGCCCUCUCAUUGGAGUGAUUCAAAACAAAAGGUCUGUGAAGUGACAGAUCAACCCGCUUCUGAAGCGAUAGGUGAUGAUCGGAGCGAAUUUGGGGACAUCAUAAGAGAAGUAGUUGGGAAAAUGAGAGCUUCUGUGACAGUUCUUAACGUGACAUUGAUGGGAAAAUUUCGUAGUGAUGCUCAUGUUGGCACUUGGGGCUACCCGUCAUCCAUCCUCGAUUGCAGCCAUUGGUGUCUUCCUGGAGUUCCUGAUGCUUGGAAUGAGCUUCUAUUGUCUUCUCUAUUUACAAAUGACUGGAGAAAGUUUGGGAAAUAAUCACUGGAAUUGACAAACAUCAUUUGUUCUGUCAUAACUUUCUGGUUUUCAUCCAACAGAUGUAGAGGACAGAGCUUGGUUUUAUAUCUCUGAGAUGCAGUCAUCUACUGAGAUUUUCCUUUUUUUUUAAUUCUUUUUGUAAAAUGACAAGUACUGUUAUCAAUUAAAUUGUAUGUAUUGACUUUUAUCUAGUAAAACCCAAUUCAAUUCUUUGAACAGUAC